Cydia amplana is the source of this 7086-nucleotide messenger RNA. RefSeq lists its product as uncharacterized. The record is from RefSeq and is a predicted model, not a curated record. Bases 418 to 5973 code for a protein of 1851 amino acids. Gene Ontology annotation, cellular component: nucleus. The transcript has 7 exons. Gene Ontology annotation, biological process: regulation of transcription by RNA polymerase II. Lineage: Eukaryota; Metazoa; Arthropoda; Insecta; Lepidoptera; Tortricidae. Gene Ontology annotation, molecular function: zinc ion binding; DNA-binding transcription factor activity, RNA polymerase II-specific; RNA polymerase II cis-regulatory region sequence-specific DNA binding.
CGAGCACGACGACGAAACGAACGACAAACAGUUGGGUUGCCCGAACAGUCAGUCAUCCGCGCCCGCGUCAGAGCGGUGUGUUGCUCGGGCCUGAACCACGACCAGCAGACUGCAAAUUACGAUUUGUAGACAAAUUUAAUAAUUACUCACACGACGAUAUAUAUUCGCAAAAAAGAAAGUGGCGUCGGUUUCGAGGAACAAGUGAAGCGAGUGUGUUAUCACAGGUGUAUGUGAGUGUGAGCGUGGCGUGGACCGUCGCGCAGUUAUUAACGAUGAUUCACUUGUGCGCGGGUGAAAUGCAGCCUACCGGACUUGUUGACAUUUGUUCUGGAGGCGUAAACAAAUGAUAUCAGAACAGCAGCAGACGUAUGAUGGUAGACUAAUUGACUAUUCCGCGGUACAAAGUUCGCGGGUACGAUGCCUCUCACUCAAGAAAAACGUUUGGAUAAUAACUUUACCAACAACAAUGACCACAGUUAUCUCCAUAAGAAAUUUAAGAAAAUGGCAUCGACCAUUGCAGUGUUUCCUGUUAACAAUGCAAUGGUCGGGGACCCUAGACAUAAAGAUAUCGUCGUAGAAGAGACGGCUCGUAAUAGUUAUAUUACUAAUGGGAGCAUUCAAGCAGCUCAUCCCGAAAUAGAGAAGAUAAAAGGAUCAUCGCAAAAUAAUCAGAACUCUAAAGAUGUACAAAUUAAUAUUAGUCAUGAAAAUAGUAGGUUAUAUGAUGUAAAUAAUGUUGAUCAAGUAUCUGGUAAGACCAGUUGCAAUGAUGAAUUUUCAAACAAGACUGAGAACCUUGAAAAUGAUUUUAGAGACGUUCAGAGUGGAGGAACAGGUGGGCGAUAUGUAUGCCCAUAUUGUAAAUUAUCUUGUGCCAAGCCUUCAGUUCUUCAAAAACAUAUCAGAGCUCAUACUAACGAGAGACCUUACCCUUGUGUACCUUGCGGGUUUGCGUUUAAAACGAAAUCAAACCUUUAUAAACAUAGAAGAUCGCGCACUCACGCUUUGAGAUUGCGGGGAGCUGACGUGGCUGCUACAAUGAACGAUGACGAUAUAUCGGGCGGAUCUGAAAGCGACACUUCUUUACCACCUUCUACAGUUUCUGAUUCUGGAACUGAUGUGUCUAAUACUCGGCUUGAAAACUCAAGACCUUAUGAAAUUUCUUCUCCAGAGUUGAUCAACGAUCGAAUCACUCCCCCAACUGGUGUAGAUAUGCGAGAGGGUGAUACUAGUAAAUUAAAGACAAUAUAUAAGCCCAAAUUUCGAGUAGUUUCAACUUAUCAAGAAACAGACGAAAAAGAUAAAUUGAAAAAGACAAUGUCACCGAAUGCCGAUUUUCUUACGGAACAUAUCUCUAAAAUUAUAUCAAACAAUGAAGCUAUUGUUGAUGUCAUCGAAACGCCUUUACAAAAGAAAUAUGGUAAAAUUAAACAAAUAGCAGAAAGUAAACAAUUUAUGAACGAGCAUGAAAUAAAAACAGAGCCAUCACCACUUAACUUGACGAAACAUUCUAAUGAAAUUGAUAAUGUUUUUCGGAAAAGGUCUCAUUCAGACAGCUUUUCUCAAACAGACCACCAGAAACACCCUUUAAAUCCCGAAGGAUCGAUUAUAAAGGAUCUUCUAUUAAAAACAAAAGGAAAUGGACUUACAUCGGUAACGGAAGAAAUAAACGAUGGGCCGGCACUUCUAUAUAUUUGUCCGCUCUGUCAAAUCGUUAACAAAAGUGCUGAAAAACUGGAAAUACAUAGAUUAUAUAACUGUAAAGGAAACUUCUCUAACAAUAACAGUCUAAUCAAUAAUGUCCAAAAAGAAUUAAGGACUGGCAGACCUGAAAAUGUGUACGUAAGAAGCAAUUCAGUCAACGUUCGGCUGCCAGAAACGCCCUCUAAUUCUUCCGCAAAACUGACAGUUUUUAACAACUCACCCCCGCUUAAAAUCAAACCCGAUAAUUUGGUAAUUGUUAAACCUGAAUCAAAUGACGUCGUUGCUCCAUUACCGUCACCGGGCCCUCUUUUAGGAAAUACCAGGCUUGUUGAUGCAAGAGUACCAUAUGACUACAACAAAAAAACGGAAAAUCUUAAAGUUAAACCAAUUGUAGCCAGUCCAAAAAGAAGAAUGGAUAUCAGCUCUGACCCGUAUGGUAGUAGAAUAUCUGAUAAUUCUUCUCCGAGAUUAACUGAUUUGUAUAAUCAAUCAAAAAUAAGAUGUAUUGAAGCCAAUUCUGCAACAUUACGGACUAUGGAUGAGCUAUCACAAUUAGGAAGGCAUAAUUCAACAUCGCUGCAAAUGUUUGGAGGAGAAGUCAAAAUAGUCCAUCAUUCUGGUAGCACAACUACCCUACGCAUUGAACCAAGUAAAAACCAAUUGUCUCCUAUACUGAUUCAUCCAAAUUUGUCGCCUUCAAAAUUGUGUGUCGACAUGGAAGCUAGCAGCGUUGUAGUAAGAUCGGAAUUACAUUCAGGUGGAACGAUUGUGCAUAAUCCUCCAACACCGAAAGAAAUAAUUGGGACUCCAAAGCCUCAAACCCCAAGAAUAGCAGUGUCAACUAACGUAUCCAGUAACUUACCAAACAUUCAUGAUAUUACACAUUUCCAAUUCCCACCAUUUAGUGCUAUUACAGCAUUUAAUCCUUUGACCUUACCACCUCUAAGCCCGUCAACAUCUCCUAACGGUGCUACGACAAUCCUGCAUGGAGGGAAAUUAAUACCACACGUUCCAGGAAUACCAGGACCAAACACUCCUGGUACAAAUGUUGCAACACUGUCUAAAAAUGCAAACGAUUACUUUAGUCCCCUAGAAACUUCAAAACUGUCAACAGUCGACAAUGUUCACGGUAAUUUACUAUGUAUCAAUGGCCAGGCUGCUAAAGGCAUUGUGUCAUCUAAAUAUGAAAUAAAUAAAAAUGAAACUAUGCUUGGCAUGAGAAGUCCUAACUACAGACCGUUAAACCCAGAAGCCGACAAAGUUACACAGAAACAUUAUAAUGCUGAUGCUUCUCAAUAUGUCGUUUCGGUGCCAAUAAUAAAUAUAAGGAAUGUAGAUGAACCUAACAUUGCUCCGAAAAUAAUAACCAAUAUUAAAAGUAUGGCAACAAAACAGGACGUAGCUGUAAAAAGAAACUUUGAAGGAGUUCCAAAAACUCCCAUGAUGAAAGAGAACUCUAACUUUUUAUCAGUGCAACCAAAAUACUCUGACAAACUGAAUAGCCCUCGAAGUGGUGAAAUAAAAUCGCAGUACGAAAUUAGGAAUUUUAAUUUUGAAAACCUUAUUACGAAAGCAGAAAUAUUCAACAAUCAAAUUCCAAGUUCGGCCGAAGUCCAGAAAAAUACUAAUGCCCAGGAGAUGGCAGUUUCUUCUGCUCACAAUGAAAGAUCCGAGACGGCAUACUUUCAGAAGAACGUGACUACAAAAUCUAUAGCAGAAGACCGAAAACCCAAGUUUUUAAGGCCUUCAACGCUGCCAUUAAAACCUGGUACAUUUACACCUAAAAGACAUCAUGGCAUCACUCCUAACGCAAACACUAUGCCAUUAGUUUCACCUGAAACUCCACGCCCUGCUAAAGCGUAUGGGCAACUAUAUCUAAAUGGGAAUGCCUAUACAUAUUUGGGGCUGAAAUGCUCAACAAAAGUGUUUUAUUGCACUAUAAACCGGCCACAGCCGACUUAUGUUCCUAAUCAACAUUUCCUAUCUAUGUACAGUAAUUGGCAGUUAUUAUCAGAGCUUACGCCAGACCCGCUAGGACUGUCAGCCUCGUCUGCCAUGUCUCUUUAUGACUCACGGCAUCGACCGCAAAACGUGGCCAGCUCUGUGCUCAAACAGGAUCUCAUAUUAACGCACUCGUCGCAAUGGAAUAAAAUUACUAAAGAUAGCAAACAGUCGUCGCUGGUGUUGGACUCUAAGAAAACAGAAGAUAAGUUAUUAAUUGCCGAGAGUUCUAUUACGCCCAAAAAAGAAUUGGCGGGAGGAUUUGAAAGUAACGAAGAAUACACUUAUGUACGCGGCCGCGGCAGAGGGCGGUAUGUUUGCUCAGAAUGUGGUAUUCGUUGCAAGAAACCGUCCAUGUUGAAGAAACAUAUAAGAACUCAUACUGAUGUGCGCCCAUACACUUGUGUACAUUGUGCCUUCAGCUUCAAAACAAAGGGAAACCUCACUAAGCAUAUGAAGAGUAAAGCUCAUUUCAAAAAGUGUUGCGAACUGGGUAUCAAUCCCAACGAAGGCAACGACGUGGACGGCGGUGAGAUGGCGCCGGGCUCCGGAGAAACUGACGACGAUUCGGAUUCUGACGGCGACGAAGGCAACGAGGGAGAAACUGAAUCCAGCGAUACCGAAGUGUGCAAGUCCCGUUUGCCAGAACAUGAAGCCGCUCAUUGUUUACUCUCUUUGGGAGGCAGUCGGCCGGCUACUUCAGCGACACCCGGGCUCAUCACUAGUGCCAGGCCAUCUACGUACCCCUACAACCCCACUGGCCUGGAAAGCACUACAACGGAACUAAGUCCAGGAAAUUUUAGUGUCUCCAGAAGCACGUCCGUAGAUUCACGAACCGACGUCGACAAUGAACCAAUGGACCUAAGUAAAAAUGAUGUGAAAGUUGCUUCUAACAUUCCUGAAAUACCAACAGCUAGAGAAUCUAGUGUCUUAGCAUCUUUAGCGUCAAAUACAGCAAAGCUUCCUCAUAAUCAAACUCAUUGGUCGAAUGGUGAACCAAUGCUUCAUACAUAUUUAACGGAGAGAGCCCUCCAAGAUUCAAAAAUUAAGCAGAGUCAGUUAACAAGCAGCUUAAGUAAACUAAAGAAAAUAGAAUUAGAAAAAAAUGUUUUGACCGAAACUGACAAUGGGAAUAUCAACAUUAGAAAUAUAACAACGACUAAUAACUCCGUAAAUACGUCUAUCUCAUCACCGCAAACUACUAUUAGCACGCCUAAGCUCUCUAUAGUGGGCGACAACGAUAGUUCAACCAAUUCGCCGAACUUUCCAAAAGAAGACAACAUUACUGUCGGUACUGAUUCUACAUCCUUAAAUAAUUUGGUUAUAGAGGCGAAAAGAACUCGUACACCUAGCAGUAGUAAUGCAGAGAAUGCUAAACAUGUUGUGUCAGAAUAUCUCAAACAUGCUCGCAUAAACCUUAUCAAGACCUAUGAUGACAACAAUCAAAAUCAACCAGACGUUAAUGAUUUUACUAACGCGAAAGGGAGCAUGGAAGAUAGAGACGAAAUAAAUAAUACUGACGAUAUAAUGACGAUAGAUCAUGACCCUAUUGCCAGAAAAGUAGUUAUCGGAGCAGGAGGUGUAGCAUUUAAAGUAACUAAGGGAAAAGAAUUCGAAGGGUCUUCGUCCUAUUCGCCAGGGAGGCUUAUGGAGGAUGGGCGAAGAGUAUGUGACUUCUGUAAUAAAACUUUCACGAAACCUUCACAACUGAGAUUGCAUCUAAAUAUUCAUUAUAUGGAAAGACCAUUCAGAUGUAGCGCAUGUGCCGUCAGUUUUCGAACUCGAGGACAUCUACAGAAACACGAACGAUCAGGUUCGCAUCACAAUAAAGUGUCGAUGACUUCGACAUUCGGAGCGGCGACGUCCUUAAAUCCUAGACCCUUCCGGUGUUCGGAUUGCAACAUAGCAUUCAGAAUACACGGACAUUUAGCGAAACAUCUCAGGAGUAAAAUGCACGUGAUGCGGCUAGAGUGCUUAUUCAAGUUGCCAUUUGGCACGUUUACAGAGAUCGAGCGAGCGGGAGUCAGUUUAACGGACAUAGACACGACGGACUGCGCAAGCUCCCUGGCCAGCCUGCAAACGCUGGCGCGCAAGCUGCACGAGAAGGACCCCAGCAAGCUGGAGUACCGCGAGCCGGGCGCCGCGCACGACGGCUCCGAGGACGAGGAGCCGCCGCCCCCUCCCGCCGACAACGCGUGUGACAGUAAAAGAGAUAGUGAAAUGAAAACUAUUGAGAAUAGUGACGAGCUAGACAAAGAAAGGAGUUAAUUUUAGUGCCACGGAUAAUUAGUGCCAAAAUUAUAUUAAGUAGGUUAUUUAAUGUGCAAUUUUGUUAUCAAUUUAAGAUGUAAUUAUUCGUAAUGGGGUUUGACUCAGACACGGACACGUAUGAAAACGAGAUAAUACGCUUUAAAUAUUUAUAUAUUUGUAUUUUGUUUCUAUGUUAAAAUUGUAAAAAAUCUCAAAUUGAUAUGUCUAAUGUUGUUAAAAUUGCUUCUUUUGUAAGGCUUGCGUCAUUGACUAGUAGGUAUUUUUACGUACACAAACCAGCAAGACUUGUCUCGUGGCCAUGAAACUUAACGGAAAACUGAAAUCAUAAAUGAAUAGUUACAUCUGUAAUUUUAAAUACAACAGACGUUUUGCGGUCCAUAUAUAAGUAACGAUUAAAAUAUCAGAGAAACAUAUUAAAAUACUUAAAAUAGCAUAAUAACAUAACAUAGUCAUCGAUAUUACCCGAUAAGUAGGUACCAUAUUGUUUUGUAUGUAUUUUUAUAAAAUAUAUACCACAAUGUAUUUACAGUAAUUAACUUCUACUUCCAAAAACGUUUAUAUGUAAAACGAUUGGCAUAUCAUCUUCCAUAAACGAAAUUUAGAUAUACAUUGUAACAAUCCUUGAAGAGUCUUCCAUAUCAAAAAUAGUACUUGUGCUAGAUAUUUGUUACUAGUUACUCUUCACUUGAGUGAAAAUUUACGAGCGUAAAUUAACUUUACAUCUACAAAUAUAAGCUGCUCCUUUUGUAAAUAUUACGUAUUUAUUACUAAUUGUACUUGAUCAUAUCUUGGAGUGCACUUAUAGGUGCCACUGUCAAAUGUCCGAUAGGCCAGGUUUAGCAGUCUGAUCGAAACACUUAAUAUAAUUAUGCUAGUGGCAAAGCCAAUUCAAAGGUUCGUAUUUCGUAUUGCUAAUUUACUUCAAGUUAACAAUAGCAACACCCGUGAUCUAACAAUAUACCUACCGUUUAGUGACAAUGGAUUUAUUUAUUUGAAAAUAAACGAAGUAAUCUUUGCAUUUUACUUAAGCAAGAGUAACCGUUUCGGUUUAAUUUUCUAUGUAGGUACAAUACCUAUAAUAACGAGUUAAUUCCAACAUUUGCAUUUUGC